AUGAGUUAUAUCCACCCCUCAUGGAACUACCAGGGCCACCAGGGUAUCCCGAUGGACCAACACAUGGCAUAUGACCCCUCGAUGGUGCCUCCCCCGAUGAUGCACCCUAUUGACGGCUACAUGUACCCUCACCCGCCAAUGGAGAUGAUGGAUUACUACCACCAACCAAUUAUGGACUACGACGAAUACACGGAGAACCUGUCGCGGCCACGGUUGACCAAGGAACAAGUCGAGACUCUCGAGGCCCAAUUUCAGGCUCACCCCAAGCCAAGCAGCAACGUCAAGCGUCAACUGGCGGCUCAGACAAAUCUGAGCCUGCCUCGCGUUGCGAACUGGUUCCAAAAUCGUCGCGCAAAGGCCAAGCAACAGAAACGCCAGGAGGAAUUCGAAAAAAUGACAAAGGCCAAGGCCGAGGCCGAGGAGGCUGCCCGCCGGAAAUCAGAGACCUUGGACCAGUUGUCCGAGUCUCGCAAAGGAUCCAUCGCCCAGGAGGAGGACAAAUCUGCUACCCCCAAGCCAACGCCCUCAUCGGGCCAUGCCAAGACAGAUUCCACAGCCAGCCGCUCCAAGCACCACAAGACAAAGAGCGAGUCGGCGCGAGAGGCAACCUUCGCGUCCUUGCAGCGGGCGCUGAACGCCGCCUGUGCCGCCAGGGAUCGGUUUGGUCGCCGGAUCAACCCUCGGGCCAAGAACGAGCCUACCCCCGAGGAAGAGCCUGUGUCUCCAGGCUCAAUGCCACCGCCCAAGUCUGCUACCCCCCAUGACAAUGGUCUCUCCAACAUCAAUUCUUCCUUUUCGGGCUGGUCUGAUAUCAAGGAAGAACCAGUGUGGGAGUCAGGCGAGCAUAAUCAAAAUAUCGGAUACACCUCGGCAGAGCAGACCUCGUAUUCUGCUCCCCAACCGUUGGCCGAGAUGCCAGGGUCUUCCCAUGCCGUGCAACAUAAUGUGGACGCAUACUCAAGUCACCUGCCCCCUCAUACGGAAGAGUGGUCCGAAGACAGGGAUGGAUCUGAUCCCAACCUUGUCUACGGCAACAUGCAGUACCCGAUGUCCAUGCAAGCCCCAGAUAUCUCAGUAUCUCGCCGAGAGUCGUCUAAUGCGCUGACCACUUCCCUGGAGGGCAUCGGAAUCUGCACUGGUCAAUCCGGGCUGCCUGAGUCUGUCAAUCGGGUCGAGGGAGGAUGGAAGGAACCGGGCAAGGAGUUGGAUAUCGCUGCUCGACGCAAGCGCCCCCGUCCUGCUGCUAUUGGCACUUCCGGUACUCGUGGUCUCGCCAACUCGACUUCCAUGUCCGCGCUCUCGCCUAAUUCCCGCAUCCCUAGCUCCGGUGCCGGCAACUCCAUGAGACAUUCCAAGUCGACUCAGAGUCUCAACUCGCGGUACGCCGGUGUGCGCAAGGCUUCUGCUGCCCAGCGAUCCCCUCUUAACUUUACCUUUGCCGAGUCUGGGUCCCUCAAAAAGGCCGAGAAAAUGCUACGUCCCUCAGUCUCGACUACGACCCUGGCUCCCCCGACUCCCUUGACUCCGCAAGAUCUCCAGCACUUCAUGCCUGCCUCUCCGACGGACAGCAAUUACUGCAUGUCAGCUCGCUCCACCACUCAGUUCUUCCCUACCUCUCAACCCAUGCAAGUGAACAUUGCCUCCCCUCCCACCACGCCGCUGGACAUCUACUCUCCCUUCCCCUACCAAAACGUGGCUCCGCCGAUGUCGGCCCCGGCCCAUGUCUCCUCCUUUCCUGAAUAUGUCGCCUGCGGUGAGCCGGUUCCCAUGACAGCCCGCAGUUGGGCCGACACCGCUUCCAUCUCCUCGCCCGAGUUCUCGGCCGGUCUCCAAGUUCCCCAUUCAAGCACUGUCUCGCCCAUGGGCUACGACGCGACCACCGAUCACACUGGGCAGUUCGGCAUGGAGCCAGUCUCUGGCUCCCCACCCUUGAUCUACUCGAUCGACGCCGACAUGCCCACCUCGGGCGAGCUCGCCGAGAAGCGGGCCGACUUUAUGAUGCACGAAUACCCGGAGCAUGAUGGCCACUACAAUGGCCAUUUGCCGAUGCAAAAGCCCAAGGCCUACACGUUUGCAAACAACACGACGCCAAGUAACUACCCAUCCUGA
This is a messenger RNA of Penicillium arizonense, 2109 nucleotides long. RefSeq names its product homeobox domain-containing protein. The record is from RefSeq and is a predicted model, not a curated record. The coding region runs from base 1 to 2109 and encodes 702 amino acids. Gene Ontology annotation, cellular component: nucleus; RSC-type complex. Gene Ontology annotation, biological process: regulation of transcription by RNA polymerase II. Gene Ontology annotation, molecular function: DNA binding; DNA-binding transcription factor activity, RNA polymerase II-specific. The transcript is spliced from 2 exons. NCBI's taxonomy places the organism in Eukaryota, Fungi, Ascomycota, Eurotiomycetes, Eurotiales, Aspergillaceae.